ACGGUGAUUCGUUGUGGGACCGGAAAUUUCCCGGAGUUUCGUCACAUUUAUGGUGGGAAAGUAGGUUUAUUGCCAAAUUAUGUUAGCGUAAUUUUAUUUAAUGUAGAAAUUAUGGCCACAAAACGGAAAGCGGAUAUAUCGGUACCUGCCGAGGAGAGUGACCAGCUCCUUAUAAGACCACUUGGCGCCGGGCAGGAGGUAGGCAGGUCAUGUAUUAUCUUGGAAUUCAAAGGAAGAAAAAUCAUGCUCGACUGUGGCAUCCACCCAGGUUUGGAGGGCAUGGAUGCACUUCCAUACAUUGACUUGAUUGACCCGGCCGAGAUCGAUCUUCUGUUGAUCAGCCAUUUCCAUUUGGACCACUGUGGUGCUUUGCCAUGGUUUCUACAGAAGACAAGCUUCAAAGGAAGAACCUUCAUGACACAUGCUACUAAAGCCAUCUACCGAUGGCUCUUAUCAGAUUAUGUCAAAGUCAGUAAUAUCUCAGCGGAUGACAUGCUCUACACAGAGACUGAUCUGGAGGAGAGCAUGGACAAGAUAGAGACCAUCAACUUUCAUGAAGUGAAGGAAGUGGCUGGCAUCAAGUUCUGGUGCUACCAUGCGGGCCAUGUCCUGGGGGCCGCCAUGUUCAUGAUUGAGAUCGCGGGUGUGAAGCUGCUCUAUACAGGAGACUUUUCCCGCCAAGAAGACAGGCACUUGAUGGCAGCUGAGAUCCCCAGUGUGAAACCUGACAUCCUUAUCAUUGAGUCCACCUACGGCACACACAUCCACGAGAAGCGUGAGGAGAGGGAAGCCCGUUUCUGCAACACCGUGCACGACAUCGUUAACAGGGAGGGUCGCUGCCUCAUCCCCGUGUUCGCGUUGGGAAGAGCCCAGGAGCUGCUCCUCAUCCUGGACGAGUACUGGCAGAACCACCCGGAGCUCCAUGACAUCCCCAUCUACUAUGCCUCCUCGCUGGCCAAGAAGUGCAUGGCCGUUUACCAGACCUACGUCAAUGCCAUGAACGACAAGAUCCGCAAGGCCAUCAACAUCAACAACCCCUUCGUCUUCAAGCACAUCAGUAACCUCAAGAGCAUGGACCACUUUGAUGACAUCGGACCAAGUGUGGUGAUGGCGUCGCCUGGGAUGAUGCAGAGCGGCCUCUCCAGGGAGCUUUUUGAGAGCUGGUGCACAGACAAGCGCAAUGGUGUCAUCAUCGCCGGCUACUGCGUGGAGGGGACCCUGGCCAAACAUAUCAUGUCCGAACCGGAGGAGAUAACCACCAUGUCUGGACAGAAGCUGCCCCUCAAGAUGUCCGUGGACUAUAUCUCCUUCUCUGCUCACACGGACUACCAGCAGACCAGCGAAUUCAUCCGUGCCCUCAAGCCCCCUCAUGUGAUCCUGGUGCACGGAGAGCAGAAUGAGAUGGCCCGCCUAAAAGCCGCCCUGAUCCGCGAGUACGAGGACAAUGACGAGGUCCACAUUGAGGUGCACAAUCCCCGCAACACUGAGGCUGUCACGCUCAACUUCAGGGGGGAGAAGCUGGCCAAGGUCAUGGGUUCUCUAGCCGACAGGAAGUGUGUGCAAGGACAGAGAGUCUCUGGCAUCCUCGUGAAACGCAACUUCAGCUACCACAUUCUCACCCCAUCCGAUCUGUCCAAUUACACGGACCUGGCCAUGAGCACAGUGAAGCAGACGCAGGCCGUCCCUUUUACUGGACCCUUCCCCCUGCUGGUCAGCCAGCUGCGAAACCUGGCAGGAGACGUGGAGGAGCUGGAUAUCCCCGACCGGACCGCUCUGAGAAUCUUUAAGAACAUCACUCUAGUGCACGAGGUCGGGGUGGUGGUGCUGGAGUGGAUUGCCAACCCGUUAAACGACAUGUACGCCGACGCUGUCACUACUGUGGUUUUAGAGGUCCAGUCCAACCCGAAAGCCCAGAAAGUCAUGGAUUCCAAGAAGGGCAAAGUGGACACAGACAUUUAUCAGAAGAGAUUGGAAAUCAUGCUACAAGACAUGUUCGGUGAAGACUGUGUGGAUUUCAAGGAUGAGAAGAACCCGUCAGUGACGGUUGACGGGAAGACGGCGUACAUCUGCCUGGAGACCCGGACCGUGGACUAUGAGGAAGGUAGCGCCGAGGAUGAGUCCCUGAAGGAGAUGGUGGAGCUGGCAGUGCAGAGACUGUAUGACGCUCUGUGCCCAGCCCUCUGAGGAUACCUGCUGUCCUCUGAGGGUGAGCGAGUCGGGUCGUGCUGAAGCUGCCCGGAACAGGCCACAAGCACCACAGCCCUAGUCGCUAGCAGACCCAUGGCUGCUGUUUUGGACAUGUUGAAGUUAAGGGGCACAUCUGAAAACUUGGUGAAACAUCCAGUACAACAUGUUUGUAUUAUUAUUUUUUAUUUUAAUUACUGAGCUUCUGGUCAGUUGUAUCAGUUUGAUGUGUUUGGGAUGUUUUCUCAAUAGCCUGCUGUUUCACAGAAUUAGCGGACAGUGACAUUUUGUUGAACAUGAACGGAAUAUUCCAGAAUUAUAGGAUGCUGGAGUAAUGUCCACUAAAUAACAUUUUCUUGUAAGCUGUAAAGUACAGCGUUUGUUGGUGAUUAAUUAAGGUAAUAAACUUUUUUUUAACCAUUAUGAUUUUGACUUCGGUUUCUAAAUCAAGAAAACAUUACUGAACCCAGUAUUGUAUUCCAGGUAGACUAAAAUCAGAUGCAUGGCCUAUAAUAAAAUUUGGCUCCAUUUUCAUUAA
Brienomyrus brachyistius is the source of this 2722-nucleotide messenger RNA. RefSeq names its product cleavage and polyadenylation specificity factor subunit 3. Gene Ontology annotation, cellular component: mRNA cleavage and polyadenylation specificity factor complex. The coding region runs from base 112 to 2184 and encodes 690 amino acids. The record is from RefSeq and is a predicted model, not a curated record. Gene Ontology annotation, molecular function: RNA endonuclease activity; 5'-3' exonuclease activity; RNA binding. The transcript is spliced from 18 exons. NCBI's taxonomy places the organism in Eukaryota, Metazoa, Chordata, Actinopteri, Osteoglossiformes, Mormyridae. Gene Ontology annotation, biological process: mRNA 3'-end processing by stem-loop binding and cleavage.